Molecule: messenger RNA, 777 nt
Organism: Penicillium argentinense
Lineage: Eukaryota; Fungi; Ascomycota; Eurotiomycetes; Eurotiales; Aspergillaceae
Product: T2 family ribonuclease
Exons: 4
Coding region: 1-777 (258 amino acids)
Biological process (GO): RNA catabolic process
Cellular component (GO): extracellular region
Molecular function (GO): ribonuclease T2 activity; RNA binding
Source: RefSeq, a predicted model, not a curated record
AUGGCUUUUGUCCACGCCUCUGUGGGUGUCCUCGCCCUCGCUACCUUCCUCACCGGCGUCUCGGCCGAUCUGAAGACUUGCUCCCGCAACAACUCUCUGAGCUGCCAUAGCUCCUCCCAGACCGGAACCUGCUGUUACAACUAUCCCGGUGGUGCGCUACUGCAGACCCAGUUCUGGGAUACUGACCCCUCGACCGGUCCAUCUGAUUCAUGGACCAUCCACGGGCUCUGGCCCGAUAACUGCGACGGCACCUACGAGUCCAACUGCGACGAAUCCCGGGCCUACACCAACAUCACUGACAUUCUCGAGGGACAGAACCGCACAGACCUCCUCGACUACAUGAAAGAGUAUUGGGUCGAUAUCGACGGCAAAAGCGAGACUUUCUGGGCGCACGAAUGGGGCAAGCACGGCACCUGCGUAAACACCAUCAAGCCCAACUGCUACACCAACUACUCACCCCAGGAGGAAGUCGGCGAGUUUUUCCAGAAGACCGUGGAUCUGUUUAAGGGUCUGGAUACCUACCAGGCUCUGUCCGCUGCGGGCAUCACCCCCGAUGAGUCCAAGACCUAUACCAGCAAUGAGAUCAUUUCGGCUCUGAGCGAUCAUCACGGGGCCAAGGUUUAUAUCGACUGCACCAGCGGCAAGCUGAAUCAGGUCUGGUAUUUCUUCAAUGUUCGCGGCAAUGCCAUUAACGGACAGUACCAACCAACCGACACGCUCGCCGACAAUUCGAAGUGCCCAAGCCGCGGUAUCAAGUACUUGCCCAAGAGCAACUAA